UCAGUGGUCCUUAUAAACCUAAACAACACUGGUUUACGUAUUCGUGUGGAAGAUAGUCUUGAAACCUUGUUUACAAGUCAACAUUGGUUGUAUAACUCAUGCGGGUUUAACGCAGUUAAUGGCAGGAUUAACACGUGAAGAAUACAUGUAAAACCUGUGGGUUUUAAACACGUUUAUAUCUAAUGUAAACGUUAAACCUAAACCCUCAGGGGCUGAGGCUGGCACAACUAAACCCACAGGGGUCGACACUGGCACAACUAAACCCUCAGGGGUCGACACUGGCACAACUAAACCCUCAGGGGUCGACACUGGCACAACUAAACCCUCAGGGGUCGACACUGGCGCAACUAAACCCUCAGGGGUCGACACUGGCACAACUAAACCCUCAGGGGUCGACACUGGCACAACUAAACCCUCAGGGGUCGACACUGGCACAACUAAACCCUCAGGGGUCGACACUGGCACAACUAAACCCUCAGGGGUCGAAUUCUAAGCUUUAUUAAAUAACUGAACCCUUACAGGUUUAGCACCUGGCUACGAUUAUAAUAAUUGAGUCGUGGUGAUCAACAUGGAUGACUGUAAUAAAACGUUACUUAUUAUUCUCACUUUACUAAUUACGUUUCAAAGGGCGACGUGUACGCAAGAGACGUGUCGUGAGGGACGACGCAACGACGAGAGGUAUUUGUUAUACGAUGUUAAUCCAGGGGAAGGAUUUAAUCUCCGCCGAGAUGUGUAUAUUCGUGUUGCAAACUUAAUUCGCAAGCUGAAUGAUGUUGAUAACUGGGUUUUGGUACUACCACCCUGGGGUAACCUGUAUCACUGGCAAAACGUGCGUCCUGGUCUCUACGUACCCUGGAAGAAUUUCUUCGAUGUCGAGAGCUUGAACAAGUGGAUACCAGUUACCGAAUUUAAUGAUUACUUGAAAACUGAAGGAGCAACCGUAGGGUCAACAUACGUGUUGCAGAAUUAUGCAGAAGGAUGGGGAGGCAAAUGGGAAGAAAAGUACGACAAAAGGCCAUGCAUUGAGAGGCACAACUUUGAACAGCGAGAUGACGGGUCUUGGUCGGGACAGAUGUGGGCCACCAAGGUGAAAACUGAUAAUUUCACCUGCCUCUCUAUUCAAGGACAAGCAGCAACCUUACUCCCUCUGAUACAACGAGAUUUGACAAGCAGGUCAGUGUUUAUUGGUCGAGCAGAAACCAUUUUACAUGAUGAAUAUGGAGGUAAGUGGUAUUGGGCAGCAAGACGCAGCAUGCGCUUUGCCAGGCAUCUGCGGGAAGAGGCUACAAGGUUCAGAAGAGAUUACUUGGGUUCGGACGACAAGCAAGAUAAAACUGAAGUGAAAGACGACUGGCGUGACACUAAGCCUAAACGAGGAGCAGCUGUUGGCGGACCAUACAUUGCCGUCCACCUUCGGAGGAAAGACUUCGUGCGUGCAAGAGGCGAUGAAGUGCCGAGCCUAAAGAAGGCUGCGCAGCAGAUUAAGAAAUUGUUGCAGAAUGAGAAUCUCACUUCUGUGUUUAUUGCCACUGAUGCUCCAGUGAUGGAAUUACAAGAGCUUGAGUCCCUUCUACCUGGGUAUAAAGUUGUGCACUACAAGCCCAGCACAGACUUCUUGCACAAGUGGGGUGACGGUGGCGUUGCGAUAGUAGAUCAAAUCAUCUGUACUCAUGCCAGGUUGUUCACCGGCUCGUAUGAAUCUACAUUCUCGUUUCGUAUCCAAGAAGAGCGUGAAAUUUUGGGUUUUGAGGAGAGAAGAACCUUCAAUAGACUGUGUGGGAAGAAGAGCAACUGCGAUCAACCAGCUAAAUGGAGAAUAAUAUAUUGAAACUUGUUUCCCACUGAGGCAGAGCGACUCAAAGAUGAAAUAAUUGCAUCAUCAUUCACUCCACUGUCUUGCCAGAGGCAUACCUAUAAUAGUUAUAAAAAAAUUGAAACAUAUCUCCACUCAUCCUUCACAGUGGAGGCAUUGUACUUCCCACUUCCAGGACUCUAGUCCAGCUAACUCUGCUUACACUCCAACAGCAUAUUAAGUCAUAAAAACCAUUGCCUCUAUUCAACUCAUACAGUGCAAUGAGAUUUUUAAAAUAAUGAGAAUAAUAUCCCAUUACACUGUACAGUUACUUCUUGACUUAUGAUGGGUUCCUCAGAAUGUAACCCUAUUAUAAGUUUAAAAUAUGAUUGUAAUCAUUAUUUAAGUCAAUAAUUAAUAUAACAGUAUUGAAAUGUAAAUGAAUAAAUGUUUAUGCCGUCAAUAAAUAUAUAUUAUUUUA
Messenger RNA from Cherax quadricarinatus, 2273 nucleotides. RefSeq names its product O-fucosyltransferase 2 (gene O-fut2). Gene Ontology annotation, biological process: protein O-linked glycosylation via fucose. Lineage: Eukaryota; Metazoa; Arthropoda; Malacostraca; Decapoda; Parastacidae. The record is from RefSeq and is a predicted model, not a curated record. Gene Ontology annotation, molecular function: peptide-O-fucosyltransferase activity.